Danaus chrysippus (African queen) is the source of this 1851-nucleotide messenger RNA. The record is from the annotation of a GenBank genome assembly. NCBI's taxonomy places the organism in Eukaryota, Metazoa, Arthropoda, Insecta, Lepidoptera, Nymphalidae.
AUGAAUACGUAUUACAUUGAAGAUAAUUUAUUUUCAGAUGAAAAAGGAACUACAAAAAAUCUAAGUCCUAAUGCGUUGAGGCGACAGAAUCUACUGAUCUUGUUUAACAAUACGACGGUUAUUCCAUUUAAAUGUCGCGGUAAAUGCAGAUGUUUUUAUUGUGGCGAGGAAAUCCCCGUUUACGAUGAUUUAAAGAAACACACCAAAGCUCACGGUCCUUGCACGGAACUAGAUCGUGCUAUAAAAUUGAUUAAAACAGAUGAAGCUGAGGUCAAAGUGGAUGUGUCUGAAGUGAUUUGUGAGAUUUGCAAUACACGUUACUCGAAUGUAGAUGAAAUUGUUACGCAUUUAAUUGACGAACAUAAACUUUCGUACAACAGAGAUGUCAAGCUAUUAAUCUCUACGUAUAGACUUAAAGAUUUACGCUGUCUCCUUUGUGAGAAUCAAAAAUUUAAGCUUAUUAGCAAAUUGGUUGCUCACGUAAGUAAUGAUCAUUUAAAUCAGAAUUUAAGUUGUGAUGUAUGCAACCAGACCUUUAAUAAGAAGGGGAAUUUAGAUGCACAUAUGAGAUUUAAGCAUAAAAGUAGCUAUAAGUGUUUGAAAUGCUGUUCAAAUUUCAAUUCAUACGCAGCACUUCAAGAGCAUAAAUUGAAAUCGCACGCAAUUUGCAAUAUCUGUUUCGUGCAGUUUUCCACUCAAAAACGGAGAUUAAAACAUAUGAAAGUGGAGCACGCUAAUGAGGCUUUGAAAUGUGGGUUUUGUCUAAAGUCGAUGAGAACGAGGCUAGGAUUUCUGAGACACGCGGCUAAAUGUACUGUUAAAAGUGUCAAUAAGUCGGAACAGAGAACUUUCAUAAUAGAUGACGAGGAAAGGAAACCUUCAGUAGUACUUAUAAGGAAUAAUAUAGCUUGUAUCCUCAAUAUGUCGACAGCGAUACCGUUUAAAUAUUUCAUGAGCAGAUUUAGAUGUUUUUACUGCACUAAAAACUUUUCUGACUGCCAAGAACUCCGAGAACACACGGUUGUUGAACAUCCCGUUUGUGAUGUUAAUUUUAAGUGUAUGAGACUCAGAAAUAGACAAGAGGGUUCUAUAAAAAUAGAUAUAUCACUCCUAUCUUGCAAGAUGUGUUUUGAAAAUUUUUCAUGUUUUGAUACCUUACUUGAUCAUCUCGUUUCCGAGCACAAAGCGUCCUACGAUAAAAACAUUGAUAGCAACAUACAGCCCUUCAAAUUAGUAAAGAAUAAUUAUCCAUGUCCAAUGUGCAAUCAAAUUUACACACAUUUUAGUACACUGCUAAAACACGUAGGCCAGGUACACACUGAUAAUAAAAAUAUAUGUAUGCAUUGUGGGAAAUCAUUUCGUAAUUUACCAAAUUUAAGAGUACACAUUGCUAAUCAUCAUAGGACCACUGGCAGCUACAAGUGUAAUAGGUGUCAUUUAGAAUUUUCCUCCAAUAAAUAUUUACAAACUCAUCUCGGAAGAAUUCACGGCGUAAAAGUUUUCGAUUGUCCCGAAUGUAAUGAUAAGUUCUCGUCGAAUUAUGCUAUGCAAAGGCACAUGAUCAACAUGCACAGUUCCGGACAUAAGUGUCCAUAUUGUGGGAAGUUAUUUACUUCAAACUGUUUCAUGAUAGAUCACGUGAAAAGGACUCAUUUGAAAGAAAAGAAUGUCGAAUGCCAAGUCUGUUCUGAGAGGUUUUUUGAUAUGCAACGCUUAAAAACUCAUAUGGUAAAGCACAAUGGGGAGAGGAACUUUCAUUGUGAUGUAUGCGGUAAACAGUUCCUAUGGAAAAAGAAUCUAAGAGGUCACAUGGCUUUACACAGUAAAAGUAUUGAUGUUGGAGAAUCCUAG